Molecule: messenger RNA, 2143 nt
Organism: Closterium sp. NIES-67
Lineage: Eukaryota; Viridiplantae; Streptophyta; Zygnematophyceae; Desmidiales; Closteriaceae
Source: the annotation of a GenBank genome assembly
CGUCAAAGGCGUAGUGCCGAACCCUUCUGACUGCUAUGAUGUAAGGAAACCUUAGGAACAGAAGGCUGUCGCAGUGCAUCCUAAGACCUAUUUCACUGGCUUCGAGGGUACCGCUCAGGACACGCCAAGCCCUCUAGCGUUAGGAUUCGCUGUCAACACAUCAGCACGUGUAGCAUAGCAUCGUACCACAUUGUUACUGCGUUUUGCUCCGAAGUUCUUUUUCCCAACGUGAAAUUUGAGUAUGUCUUCCUGCAGCGCCUCAGCGCUGCUUCAGAGUAGCACCCUCCACAAUCCUAUUAUCCAGAAUUGUCCCUCUAGGAAUCCCACAGGAGACAUCAACUCCAGUUUACCCGCGGUAGCGAGUCAGAUCGCAUGGAGCCGCGCGGGAGUAUGGAGCCACGGAUCGGCGACUUUACGGUCGUCGCGUCGUCAACAGGGACGCGGUAUAGGCAGCUCCGGUUGUGGUCCCAGCGUGAGGCGAGAACAGCAGCGUAGGGGAUCCGUGGGUGUCCGGGCCGCCGUGAUUUUAGACGACGUUCCGCACAUCUCUGAGUGGAUCCCCGACCUCGAGAUGCACAGCAACCCGCUGCUCCGCAGCCCCAAUCGACCGGCGAACUACUUCGUUGACAGCGAGGAUGUGGUCUGCCAAAAGGCGCUCAUCAAGACGGGCAGUGUGGACGACAUCCGCGUCUUCAGGCGCUCAGGGCCCCGCGAACAGGUGGUAUUCCAGCCUCAGGACGUGCGGGCGGCAAUCGUGACGUGUGGGGGCCUGUGUCCGGGGCUCAACACAGUCAUCCGCGAGCUGGUGUGGGCGCUGUGGUUCCGCUACGGCGUCAGGAGCAUCUUCGGCAUCGAUGGCGGGUACCGCGGCUUCUACAGCCGCAACCUGCUGCAGCUGGACCCGUGGAAGGUGAACGACAUUCACAAGCGCGGAGGAACCUUCCUGGGCACUUCCAGAGGCGGGCAUGACUCCACCAAGAUCGUCAACUCCAUUGAAGACCGCGGCAUCAACCAGCUGUACAUCAUAGGCGGGGAUGGCACACAGCGAGGCGCAGAGAUCAUCUACGAGGAAACCAGGCGGAGGGGACUGAAAGUUGCCGUGGCGGGCAUCCCCAAGACUAUAGACAACGACAUCGCGGUGAUCGACCGGUCGUUUGGGUUUGACACGGCGGUGGAGGAGGCUCAGCGCGCCAUCAGCGCCGCGCGGGUGGAGGUCACCAGUACUCACCGGGGGGUGGGGCUGGUGAAACUCAUGGGGAGGUACUGCGGUCAGAUCGCCAUGCACGCCACUCUGGCCAGCCGAGACGUGGAUUGCUGCCUCAUCCCGGAGGUGCCCUUCCACUUGUCAGGGGAGGGCGGGCUGUUUGAGUUCAUGGAGCGCAAGCUGUAUGAGAACGACCACUGCGUCAUCGUGGUGGCGGAGGGCGCGGGGCAGAGCCUGGUGGCGCAAAGUGUGGAGCAGGGCGGGGCGGGUAAAGACAAGUCGGGCAACGCGCUGCUGCUGGACGUGGGGCUCUGGCUCUCCGACCGCAUCAAGGAGCACUUCAAUGCGGCGAAGAAGAAUGACAUCAGCCUCAAGUACAUCGACCCCACCUACAUGAUCCGCGCCAUCCCCGCCAACGCCAGUGACAACAUCUACUGCACGCUGCUGGCCCACGGGGCGAUCCAUGGCGCCAUGGCUGGCUACUCGGGGUUUGUUGUGGGGCCCGUUAACGGCACGCAGUGCUACAUCCCUGUCAAUCAAGUGACAGCCCCCAAGUCGGUGGCCCUUACCGACCGCAUGUGGGCGCGCCUCCUCUCCUCCACCUCCCAGCCCACCUUCAUGCGCCUCGACCAUUCCGCUGCCGCCACGCCAGCACCCAAGGCAGGUGCCGACGGGGUGCCGGUGAUGCCUGAUGAGGCGCGGCCAGUGGACCAUAAGCACGGGCACAAGGGUGACCUGACGAGGGCAUGGAGUAACCGUACAUGGGCUGCUGCUGCUAGGGACAAGACCGGGAAUAUGAUGGAGCCGUAGUGCACCAUUUAAACCAGUGGUUGGAUUCAGAUAAUGAUUUAGCACACAUCAAGUAGACCGAACUUGGUGGGUGAUGCAUGUGUUUUAAUUAUGGCUUUAAAACUCUGUACCAUAACCAUUGUCGUAUUA